AUGCAGCAGCAGCAGCAGCAGCAGCAGCAGCAGCAGGAGCAGCAGCAGCAGCAGCAGCAGCGGGAGCAGGAGGAGUGGUUUAGAGAGCUAGCAGCAGAAGUGCUGCAGCAGCAUUUGCUGCUGCGGCGGAGAAGGAUAGCCAGGAAGGUCAGAGGCAUCGUCUGCUUCAGUAUUAUACUCAAAAGACACAGAGGUACACACACUGCUGCUGCUGCUGCUGCUGCUGCUGCUGCUGCUGCUGCUGCUGCUGCUGCUGUUGCUGCUGUUGGUGGUGGUGGUGGUGCUGCUGCUGCUGCUGCUGCUGGUGGUGGUGCUGCUGCUGGCGCUGUUGGUGGUGCUGCUGCUGCUGCUGUUGGUGGUGGUGGCGCUGCUGCUGCUGUUGGUGGUGGUGCUGCUGCUGUUGGUGCUGCUGGUGCUUUUGGUGCUGCUGCUGCUGUGGGUGCUGCUGCUGCUGCUGGUGCUGUUGGUGGUGGUGCUGCUGCUGGUGCUGUUGGUGCUGCUGCUGCUGUGGGUGCUGCUGCUGCUGCUGCUGUUGGUGCUGGUGCUCGUGAUGUUGGUGGUGGUGAUAGUGGUGGCGAUGCUCAGUGGCUGGCGCGGCUGUGUGCUUCUCGAUGUCUGCUGCUGCGCGUCGCCGCCUCUCGGAGGAAGCUGCUGCAGCAGCAGGUUGCUGCUGUUGCUGAGGCGUUAAGAGCAGCAGCAGCAGCAAAAGCAGCAGCAGCUAAAGCAGAAGCUGAAGCAGCUGCAGCAGCAGCUGCAGCAGCAGCAGCAGCAGCAGCAGCGCGAGAGGAAGAGCAACAGAAACGGACCCAACUACAGGCAAUCCGUAUUCAGAGGUGGUGGAGAGCAGCACAGAGGCGCCGCAAGUUGCUGCUGCUGCAGCAGGAGCAACAGCAGCAGCAGCGGCAGCAGCAAGAGCAGCAGCAGCAGCAACAGGAGCACCACCAACAGCAGCAGCAACAGUUGCUGAAGCAGACACACCUACAAACUCCGGAGCAGCAGCUGUUGCUGCAGCAGCAGGUGCAACAGCAGCAGCGGCUGCAGCAGCAACACCCGCAGCAGCAGCAGCAGCAGCAGCAGCAGCAGCAGGGCGAGAUGGUGGAGAGCAGCACAGAGGCGCCGCAAGUUGCUGCUGCUGCAGCAGGAGCAACAGCAGCAGCAGCAGCAACAGCAGCAGCAAGAGCAGCAGCAGCGGCAGCAGCAAGAGCAGCAGCAGCAGCAACAGGAGCACCACCAACAGCAGCUCCUGCUGCUGCUGCUGCUUCUGCUGUGUCUGCUGCCGCUGCUGCUGUUUCCGCUGCUGCUGCUGCUGCUGCUGCUGCUGGUGGUUCUGCUGCUGCAGUUUAUGGGGGUGCGAGCAGCACUCAGCAGCACGCACAGCCAGCAGCAACAGCACCAGCAACAGCAGCAGCAACAGCAGCGACAACAGUAGCAGCAAGAGCAGAAGCAGCAGCAGCAGCAACAGCAGCAGCAACAGCAGCAGCAGUGUGCAUCCAGAGACACUGGAGAGGCAGCAGCAGCAGAAGAGGAAAGGCAGCAACAGCAGCAGCGGCUGCAGCAGCAACACCCGCAGCAGCAGCAGCAGCAGCAGCAGCAGCAGCAGGACGCACUCAGCAGCACGCACAGCCAGCAGCAGCAGCAGCAGGGACAGCAGCAGCAACAGCAGCAACAACAGUAGCAGCAACAGCAGAAGCAGCAGCAGCAGCAACAGCAGCAGCAACAGCAGCAGCAACAGCAGCAGCAGUGUGCAUCCAGAGACAUUGGAGAGGCAGCAGCAGCAGAAGAGGAAAGGCGGAGCUCACGCGGCAGCUGCUGCUGCUGCAGCGGGCCGUCCGCAGGUGGCUAGCUGCCAAAAAAUCUAUGAAGCAGCAGCAGCAGCAGCAGCAGCAGCAGCAGCAGCAGCAACAGCAGCAGUUGCCGCAACAGCAGCAGUUGCAACAACAGCAGCAGGUGCAGCAGCAGCAGCAGUUGCAGCAGCAGCAGCAGCAGUUGCAGCUGCAGCAGCAGCAAAUGAUGAAGCAGCAGCAGUGGUUGCCGCUGCAGCAAUCGCAACAGCAGCAACAGCAGCAGCAGCAGCAGCAGCAGCAGCAGCAGCAGCUAGACGAAGCAGCAGCAGAAGCAGCAGAAGAAGAGAAUGUCUCUCCUGGGGCCCCUGCAGCAGCAGAUAUGAAUUGGAAGGCAGCAGCAGGAGCAGCAGUAGCAGCAGCAAGAUCUGCUGCUGCAGAAGCUCGUGCUGCAGCAGCAGCAGCUGCUGCUGCUGCUGCAGUGUACACGCAGCAGACUGCAGCAGCAGCAGCAGCAGGGGCCCCCUCCCUCAUUCCGAGGGCCCCCACAGCCGCUCACCUGCUGCGGGGCUCGCUUAGCGCUGGUGGCAGGGCCAACAGCAGCAGCAGCAGCAGCAGCAGCAGCAACAUCAGCAGCAUCAGCAGCAUCAGCAGCAGCAAAAGCAACAGCAGCCCUACCUUCUCUAUAACUUCUGCGUUGCCGCCUCCUCCUGGGUUGACAUCUGCUGCUGCUGCUGCUGCUGCUGCUGCUGAGCAGCAGCAAAAGCAACAGCAGCCCUACCUUCUCUAUAACUUCUGCGUUGCCGCCUCCUCCUGGGUUAACAUCUGCUGCUGCUGCUGCUGCUGCUGCUGCCAGCAGCAGCAGCAGCAGCAGCAGCAGUCUGUACACCCCAGAGGUGCUGUACAGAUCCUUAAUUCCCCCGCCACCCAGCAGGAGCGAAGCCACACACCAGCAGCAGCAACAGCAGCAGCACCAACAGCAGCAGCAGCAGCAGCUUAA
Eimeria mitis is the source of this 2781-nucleotide messenger RNA. RefSeq lists its product as uncharacterized. The coding region runs from base 1 to 2781 and encodes 926 amino acids. The transcript has 9 exons. Gene Ontology annotation, molecular function: protein binding. Lineage: Eukaryota; Apicomplexa; Conoidasida; Eucoccidiorida; Eimeriidae. The record is from RefSeq and is a predicted model, not a curated record.